This is a messenger RNA of Linepithema humile (Argentine ant), 1667 nucleotides long. RefSeq lists its product as uncharacterized. Gene Ontology annotation, cellular component: plasma membrane. Gene Ontology annotation, biological process: protein localization to plasma membrane. The record is from RefSeq and is a predicted model, not a curated record. Lineage: Eukaryota; Metazoa; Arthropoda; Insecta; Hymenoptera; Formicidae.
GUUUCUAUCAUAUUUGAUCUUAAAUUUUAGCAACUUUUUAUCGAUUUGAUAAAUCGUCAAUGAUCACCGAUGAAGAGCUUACACGAAGAAUGAGCGACAUCUCCGACAGUGUUUCGCGCAAUCUUUCACACUUCUCAGCAGAGCAGGAUAAAACUCUGGAUAAGAUUGCGAAGAUCGUCAGAGACGCUACGAGAAAGCAAUUACAAUCUUGCGAUCCUCGCGUGCUCGUUACAUGCAUACUGAGAAUCCUAUUGCAAUACGAGGACUUGCUGCACAUGGCUGGACUGUGCGAAUGGAAGCGUCGGCGAAAAUUCAAGACUGCUCAACAUUGCUAUUAUGUCUUGUUGAAGAAUUAUCUGCCGGAGAGAUCGCGGGAAGUCGUGCAGACGAUCGUGACAGCCAUCCAUGAGGAUCGACUCUGGAAAUUUGAGACUUUCUGCUUCGGAGUGGUGUGCAGUCUACUGGAUAUCGGCUUAGUCAACGGCGGAUUGAUCACUCAUGCAGUCUGGGACGUGUUAACGUCGCCAAAUAUUGGCGUCGAGGAGGCUCGCGGCAUCGCGAGGAUACUGUGCGAAUUUUUGAACAUGUACGAUUGGCCAGCGACGCUGGACACAGUGGCAGCGGUAGAGAGGAUGCUCAAACUCUUUCACGCCAGUAUAAUCGCACGAUCGACGACCACAGAUUCCUUGACGCCGCUCGUGAGCCUCAAGAAAAGCUUGGAGGUUUGUCUGAGAAACACCUUGAAGCAUCUGUCGAACGAACAAAUGUUGGUGAUUGUGCAGCACAUGUGUUCGUGGACGGUAGCCGCGGGCGCGACUGACGAGAUCAUCCUGGAAUUUGGCAGUACUUUGGAGUACGCCGCUUACACACAUCAAACGGGCCUCUACGAGCAGACUCUUACGCCGAUAAUCUUCCCGUUAUUAAUGCAAAUGGUGGGAUCGUCCAAUCGAUUGACAAAUCUACUAGGUAACCGGGUGCUACAGUAUCUACUAGAUCGCAAAGACAAUCGUGCGAUCUUCGACAUGCCUAGAAUCUUCUUCGAGCACACUCGUUUCAAUCUGCAUAUUGUAUCGUGUCGCAAGGAGGACGUACUGUUCUUCAAGUUGCACCGUGAAUUAUUACACGACAGCUUAUUGAAGAGCCUAGUGAAUCAUUCGAAUUCACGAAUGAAUUUGGAAAUGACAUAUUGUACAAUCUGCCUGAUCGCCGUUGAAGUUCCGUGCGGCUUUAUGGCCGCCGCUCUGGUCUGCCUCGCCAUGAAUCUGCAGGAGAUUAUUCUGCAGCGGUACGACAGUCAUUUGGAAGUGGCCUGCCAUGUGCACGCAAUGAUUAUCUCCAUUAUGUCUUUGCUUUGUUGGAUACACAAGGCCAAAGUGUUUUAUAACUAUGUAAACAGAAUUAUGAUGGAAAGAGCUCAGUGGGCGCCGCAUCUGAACCCUCCAAUUCAAUCCCAGUAUAACUUCGCGGUGCAUCAUAUUCUUUGGAACAAACCGGAACUGUUCUUCGUCGACUGGGAAGCGCGUUACGGCCUCUGGAAAUGCUUCCGUCUCUCCAAACAAGACGCUACCUCAUUAAUCACCUGAUGCAAUUUAUAUCUAAUGAUUCAUAAAUUCAGAUGUCUACAGCUUCAAGGAUUCGUGGAAUUAAGGAUUUAUUAAUAGAAGAAU